AUGACAACUCUGGUCCCCCGUGAGCCUUACUCCCAGGAGGAGCUGGACCGGCUCUAUCCUCGGGACUUGAAACUCCAAUUGGUGCAAGUGUUUCUCCGUCAUGGAGAACGAACGCCCGUCUCUUCGCGUUUCCAGAAUGCAGGACUCGCUCCAUACUGGCCGUACUGCAAUGUUGCCCGACAAAUGAUUCAAAUGGCCGCCAGCAACAAAGACCUCUCAUCGUGGAACGGGUUCGAGUGGAGGAGGAAGACGGAGGCUUUUGGCGACAAAGACCAGUCUGUGGUUGCAGUGGGAGCAACUGGUGACAUAGAAGGCAUCUGCCAACACGGUGAGCUGACAGACAAAGGACGGGAGACCACCUUUGCCCUAGGUCAGCGUCUACGACACUUGUAUGUCGACCAGCUGGGUUUCAUGCCCAAAAUCAAGUCCGAUACCGAGGAUAUGUAUCUUCGUGCCACUCCCAUUCCCCGUGCCCUCGAGUCCCUCCAGCAAGCUUUCUGGGGCAUGUAUCCCGCCAGUGCCCGCACCCAAGACUUCCCACCCCCGGUGAUCGUUGCACGCGCCGUAUCGGAUGAGACCCUCUUCCCGAAUGAAGGGAACUGCCGCCGCUUCAGGCAACUUGCUCGACUUUUUGCAAACAAAGCAGCACUCAAAUGGAACACCUCCGAUGAAAUGGAUUACAUCAACAAGCGCAUCUCCAAGUGGAUGCCAGAAAGCUCCCCUCGAGUCGCAGUAGACGGCCACCCUCAACUGUGCGGAAUCAACGACACCAUCAACGCUACCGAUGCCCACGGCCCCGCAACCAAGCUUCCCUCCGAAUUCUACGACCGCAAACUCAGAGACUACAUCGACCAGAUCUCCGUCGACGAAUGGUUCACCGGCUACGCCGAGAGCAACGAAUACCGCAAACUCGGCAUUGGCGCUCUCCUCGGCGAUGUCGUCGACCGCAUGGUCAGCACCGCCGUUGACGGCGGCUGGCGCAGCGAGUCCUCUGCCUCCGGCUCCUCCCCAACCAACGGCAAAGCCAUCAAAUUCGCCAUGAGCGGCUGCCACGACACCACCCUCGCCGCUAUCCUCACCAGCACGGGCGCCUUCGACGGGAAAUGGCCCCCCUUCACCUCCUCCGUAGCCAUCGAGCUCUUCUCCAAAGCCGAACAAGAUCAAGCACGCGCGGCAUCCACAUCUGGCGACGCAACCCAAAAGAAGGGUCUCUUCUCCUUCUUAACUGGCUCUUCCUCCUCCAGCACGCCUAACACCCCCCAACCCUCCGAAACAGCCCGUGUCCCCCUGUCCUCCCUCCCCGAAUCAUCCAAAGAAUCCCUCCGCUCCCACUACGUCCGCAUUAGAUACAACGACCGUCCUGUCCGGAUCCCCGGCUGCGCUGCUAAGGCCGAGAACCAUCUCCCCGGCGACGAGAGCUUCUGUACGCUGGAAGCGUUCAAGGAGAUUGUGGACAAGUUCACCCCCAAGGACUGGAGGUCCGAGUGUCUGCAGAACCUUGGUGAGGGGUUGUAUGGGAAGAAUGAUGCGGAGAAGUCGGUGGCUGGGUUCUAG
Messenger RNA from Aspergillus luchuensis, 1554 nucleotides. Its product is annotated as putative acid phosphatase. Lineage: Eukaryota; Fungi; Ascomycota; Eurotiomycetes; Eurotiales; Aspergillaceae. The record is from RefSeq and is a predicted model, not a curated record. Gene Ontology annotation, biological process: dephosphorylation. Bases 1 to 1554 code for a protein of 517 amino acids. The transcript is spliced from 7 exons. Gene Ontology annotation, molecular function: phosphatase activity.